Armigeres subalbatus is the source of this 1774-nucleotide messenger RNA. Its product is annotated as serine protease grass-like. NCBI's taxonomy places the organism in Eukaryota, Metazoa, Arthropoda, Insecta, Diptera, Culicidae. Bases 132 to 1595 code for a protein of 487 amino acids. Gene Ontology annotation, biological process: proteolysis. The record is from RefSeq and is a predicted model, not a curated record. The transcript has 4 exons. Gene Ontology annotation, molecular function: serine-type endopeptidase activity.
CCGGCCGGCGUCUUAGUACCGCGUUGAACCCGAGACGGCUCGGAAGCUGUCGCCCUCGAUCGAGCAAACGAUUCGCGCGUUUCGAUGCGUUGCGGCAGGCAAACAAGUCGAUUAGGGGGAAACCACCCGACAUGGGAAUAACAACGAUUGCAAGCUCGUUUGUGCCGGUGGCUCUCCUGCUGUGCGUGGUCGCUGCCAACAAUAGUGGCUGUCCAGCUGGUAAGGGCAUCUGUGUGCAGAAUAAGUACUGUCUCGCCCAGAGCAGUAGCCAAGGGAAGCGCCACAAGUGUUUUCUAGAGAAUAAACAGCGUGGUGUAUGUUGCGAUAGAAGAGAUACUACUCUGCAUAGGAACUGUACCACUAUUGCGACGACUGGACCGGGAACCUGCUUACCAGAAGAGCAAUGUGGAAAAUUCACAAGAGAUUUCUUGCUGAACCGUAAGGACAUCACAAGAAACAACCAGUGGAAGAAUCCUGCGGGAUUAUGCUACCAAGAGAACCGUAAGAACUAUUACUGCUGUCCGCUGGAAUUGCAAAACCUGGUUUCAGAAGUAACGCCAACGAAGAUUCCUCAGUCGUGGAAUGAUAACGCUUUCCCAACAUGCAAGACAAAAAAAAAUAAAUCCGGUCGAUGCGUUCCGUUGCGCCUCUGCGACGAAUUCCAUGCCCGAGUGAUCAAACGGAACCCCUUCCUCCGGUAUGAAAAUCUCCCUUCGCACUACAAAUGCCUCUCGGAUACCCCGGACAGUACUUCUAUAUGCUGCGCAGAUCCCGCGGCACCAGAUGCCUUGAUCAGACAUGCCAAAGCAAAGAAACUGUUUCCCGAUAAAUGCGGUACCGUGUCACUGGAGGAUCGCAUACUGGAAGGGACGCAAGCUGUCCUUGGAGAGUUUCCGUGGAUGGCCAAUCUGAUGUACCACCGGGGGCGUACGAAAACUACACUCUGCAGCGGCUCAUUGAUCCAUCAACAAUAUGUUCUGACUGCAGCUCACUGCUCCAAACCGGGGAGCACCCCUUUUGCUGUUCGACUGGGGGAACAUGACCUGAGCAAUGUCAUCGACUGCGUGGGGAAGAAUUGCACACAGAAGAUCAGAGAAUAUGCGAUCGCUAGGUGGAUUCCACACAUGCAAUACAACAAACACUUGAAAGGUUCGUACGAUAUCGCUUUGGUAAAGCUCGACAGACCAGCCCUGAUCAUACCCGGGCAAAUAUAUCCCAUCUGUCUUCCCAUAACGGAGCAGUGGCUGAUGAUGAAGCCCGCGAAACUGGUUGCAUCCGGAUGGGGCCUUACGAGCAACGACAUUUUCCCUGACAUUUUAAUGCAAACAACGCUGCAGAUUUUAGAGAAACGGCCGAACUAUUGCAAAGCGGAGCAAAUGAUCUGCGCCAGAGGUGCCAAUAAAGAAGGGCAUUGCGCUGGUGACUCGGGAGGACCUCUGCAGCAAAUCGUGCAGAACGGUAAACGGUUCCGUAUGGUGCUCUUCGGGGUGAUCUCGGCCGGGGCCAAAAGCUGCUCUGUGGAUGACACUGCGGCGGGAUUGUCUGUUCUUGUGGGAUAUCACAUGCAGUGGAUACUCGAUCAUAUGGACAUUUAGCGUCUAAAAUAAAAGUCUAAUAUAAAGAUAACAAUGAAAAGAGCACGACUUGUGCAAAGGUGGGAACAUGGCUCUUUUGGUUUUUUACAGCGGCUGAAUUGUGCAUUAAUAAACCAAAUAUCUUUAUAUUUUUUGAUCCUAUUAUUUUAUGACAAUAAAGCAUUUGAGGAAAAAUUGUA